AUGGAGAGAUUUAAGGCCAGGCUGGUGGCCAAAGGCUAUAUCCGAAAGGAAGGGUUAGACUACAGUGAAACUUAUUUACCUGUAGCUAAAAUGGUGACAGUUAGAUCUAUUAUUUCCCUUAUAGCUUCAAAAUCCAGGUACAUCUUUUCAGCCUCGGUAUUAGCGCGUGAGUUACCUACUUGGAGAGUUCAAGAUACAUCUGCUCGCGUCCGCAGUGGUCAGGUGAAGGGUAUUGGUGGGGAGAAUCCUGGACUAUACAUUCUACAAGGAGAAGCAUUUCAUAACUCCUCCACAAAGUAUGUUGAAAAGUGUCUCAAUUCAAUUGGUGUAUCUUCUGAUUCUGAGUCUAGUUCUAGCUCUAGUACUACUGUUAAUUCUAGUACUUGCUCCACUAGUAAUCUGUGGAAUAAAAGGUUGGGCCAUUCCCCUGUAGAUAUAAUAAAAAAAGCUCAAUCUUACUCUGCAUGUAAUGAACCUCAAUCAUUCUUAGAGGCAUCCAAUGAUUCUAAAUGGGUGGAUGCCUUGAAGCUUGAUAUAGCAACGCUAGAAGACAAUCACACCUGGAGUAUUAUGGAUUUGUCUCCUAGGAAGAAGCUUAUUGGUUGCAGAUAG
Nicotiana tabacum (common tobacco) is the source of this 612-nucleotide messenger RNA. Lineage: Eukaryota; Viridiplantae; Streptophyta; Magnoliopsida; Solanales; Solanaceae. The record is from RefSeq and is a predicted model, not a curated record.